This is a messenger RNA of Vollenhovia emeryi, 2126 nucleotides long. RefSeq names its product protein disulfide-isomerase A6 (gene CaBP1). The transcript has 6 exons. Bases 109 to 1428 code for a protein of 439 amino acids. Gene Ontology annotation, cellular component: endoplasmic reticulum lumen. Gene Ontology annotation, biological process: response to endoplasmic reticulum stress. NCBI's taxonomy places the organism in Eukaryota, Metazoa, Arthropoda, Insecta, Hymenoptera, Formicidae. Gene Ontology annotation, molecular function: protein-disulfide reductase activity; protein disulfide isomerase activity. The record is from RefSeq and is a predicted model, not a curated record.
CCAGCGCAUCCGGGCGAACGUCAGAGCGGUCGGGGCUUUGUGCGGAGGCGGUGUUGGUGCGCUCGUUGGCGUGGCUGCGCAUUCGGCGGAUGUGAAUGACUGCUGGUGAUGUCGCGAGUCGCCCGUACGAUCCACGGAAAGAUGUCGGGGCUCCUGGGUGUUCUGCUGCUGGUCGCUGGAGCGAACUCUAUGUACGCGUCCAACUCAGCCGUCAUUGAUCUUAGGCCAAAUAAUUUUGAUAACUUAGUGUUAAAUAGCGAUCACAUCUGGGUGGUUGAGUUCUACGCGCCGUGGUGCGGACACUGUCAACAGUUGAUGCCAGAAUAUGAUAAAGCGGCCACUGCGCUAAAGGGUGUUGUAAAAGUUGGUGCAGUAAAUGCAGACGAGCACAAGUCCUUGGGAGGCAAAUACGGCGUCCGUGGUUUCCCGACGAUCAAGAUAUUCGGACUUGACAAGAAACCGGAGGAGUAUAACGGCCCGAGAAGCGCAGCUGGCAUCGUCGACGCUGCAUUAAAUGCCGCCAGCCAAAAAGUUCGAAAGUCAUUAGGUGGUAAAACUUCGGGAGGUGAAUCCAAAAGCAAAGAUUCCAAAGAUGUGAUAGAAUUGACGGACGAGAACUUCGACAAGACUGUUUUGAAUUCCGAGGAUAUGUGGCUGGUCGAAUUUUACGCUCCUUGGUGCGGCCACUGUAAGAAUCUGGCGCCUGAGUGGGCGACAGCGGCCACCGAACUGAAGGGCAAAGUCAAACUGGGAGCUUUGGACGCCACUGUAAACACAUUGAAAGCGAGCAAAUACGAGAUUAAAGGUUAUCCUACCAUCAAAUUCUUCGCGCCGGGCAAGAAGGACGCCGACUCGCUACAAGACUACGACGGCGGUCGCACGAGCGGUGACAUUGUUAACUGGGCGCUCGAGAAACUGGCCGAGAAUAUCCCGGCGCCGGAAGUGGUGCAAAUCACGUCCGAGCAGGCGCUGAGAGCCACGUGCGAGGACAAGCCGAUCUGCGUGGUUUCCGUUCUGCCACAUAUCCUGGACUGUCAGUCCGAUUGUAGGAAUGGAUACUUGAAGACUCUAAGUAACCUCGGCGAAAAAUAUAAGAAGAAGAUGUGGGGAUGGGUUUGGACCGAAGCUGGUGCCCAACUGCACAUCGAGGACGCGUUGGAAAUCGGAGGUUUCGGCUAUCCCGCGUUAGCGGCCGUUAACAUCAAGAAAAUGAAAUACUCUUUGCUGAAAGGUAGUUUCUCGUACGAUGGAAUAAACGAGUUCCUACGAGAUCUCAGCUACGGCAGAGGUGGCACCGCGCCCUUGAAGGGCGCUAAGUUGCCUGUCAUCAUCGAAACAACACCUUGGGACGGCAAGGACGCCGAACCUCCGCAGGAGGAGGAGAUCGAUCUUAGCGAUGUUAAUCUAGAUGAGAAGGACGAACUGUAACUUACUGAAAGCCAACGACUAAACUCUUCUUAAAAGAAUUCAUCGCACACAACGUAUAUCGUUUCUGAUCAAAAACUGAGUAAGGACGUUAAUCGGGAAUCGGUAUACAAUAAUUCAUACUCGCCCGAAAAUUUAUUUUGUAUCAUCAGACUUAAUAUCUAUAUAUAUAUAUAAUAUAUAUAUAUAUAUAUAUAUAUUUAAGAGAUUACAUUCAUUAAUUUCGUAAUGAACUUAAUGGUAAGGAAUAAUUCCACUACUCAAUGAUUUUUGUAUGAAAACCCAAUAUCGAGAGAGAUAUAUAUAUAUAUGUAUGUAUAUAUAUAUACACGAUAUAAUCAUUUGUCGCUCUGUGUAUCCUAAGGAAGACCAGUUCUCAGGUGCAGUUGUCUAGUUUUAUAAAACACACGUUUAAGUAACUCUUCCAUCCGAAAAGCCAAUUUUAUACAAUUUUGUGUUGCUUUAGGAGAAGUUUAGACUCUCGUCAUAAACGUACGCAUGUAAUUCCCAUGUUUGCAUCGAUCUCCAUGUGUUUUUGGAUAGGAAAAAGGUAGAGCAGUUUAAAGUACGCGCUCCGUGUGUCAUAAUGCAUUUAUUGGCCUGAUGAUGCUUACUUUUCAAAAGUAAGUUAUCUAAGGUACACAUAGUUUAAUGUAAAAAAAUCCUAUUUGUAAUAAAUAUACAUCAUACAUUUACAUGUA